Messenger RNA from Closterium sp. Yama58-4, 4734 nucleotides. NCBI's taxonomy places the organism in Eukaryota, Viridiplantae, Streptophyta, Zygnematophyceae, Desmidiales, Closteriaceae. The record is from the annotation of a GenBank genome assembly.
AUGGGAGUGGACAAUGCUGUCAUGCGCGCUGUGAGGGAGUACGAGCGAGCUGCGCAGAGGAUGAAGGGCAGAGACCCCACCCCGGCAGAGGCAGCAGCGCUGCAGCGGGCAAUGGAUGGGGUGGAGGCCAUGGGGGCAUGGGACGUGGUGGCAGAGGCAGAGAAGCUGCUGGAGAUCCUUGGGCUGGGGGACGCUGCUUUGAGCAACGGUGGUGGUGGUGGUGGGGGGGGGAUUAUGGAGCGGCAAGUUUCGUCGCUUAGUGGCGGGCAGAGGAAGCGGGUGGCUCUGGCUGCGACGCUGCUGGCAAAACCAGAGCUAAUCAUUCUCGAUGAGCCCACCAACCACAUGGACGUGGCAGUCAUUGAUUGGAUGCAGUCCGCCCUCUCCGACCCCUCUCUCACCGUCGUUCUCGUCUCACACGACCGAUACUUUCUCGAGAGAAACCCACUUCCCCUUCUCCCGUCCCCUCCUCAGGAGCCCACCAACCACAUGGACGUGGCAGUCAUUGAUUGGAUGCAGUCCGCCCUCUCCGACCCCUCUCUCACCGUCGUUCUCGUCUCACACGACCGAUACUUUCUCGAGAGAAACCCACUUCCCCUUCUCCCGUCCCCUCCUCAGGAGCCCACCAACCACAUGGACGUGGCAGUCAUUGAUUGGAUGCAAUCGGCCCUCUCCGACCCCUCUCUCACCGUCGUUCUCGUCUCACACGACCGAUACUUUCUCGAGAGAAACCCACUUCCCCUUCUCCCGUCCCCUCCUCAGGAGCCCACCAACCACAUGGACGUGGCAGUCAUUGAUUGGAUGCAGUCCGCCCUCUCCGACCCCUCUCUCACCGUCGUUCUCGUCUCACACGACCGAUACUUUCUCGAGAGAAACCCACUUCCCCUUCUCCCGUCCCCUCCUCAGGAGCCCACCAACCACAUGGACGUGGCAGUCAUUGAUUGGAUGCAGUCCGCCCUCUCCGACCCCUCUCUCACCGUCGUUCUCGUCUCACACGACCGAUACUUUCUCGAGAGAAACCCACUUCCCCUUCUCCCGUCCCCUCCUCAGGAGCCCACCAACCACAUGGACGUGGCAGUCAUUGAUUGGAUGCAGUCCGCCCUCUCCGACCCCUCUCUCACCGUCGUUCUCGUCUCACACGACCGAUACUUUCUCGAGAGAAACCCACUUCCCCUUCUCCCGUCCCCUCCUCAGGAGCCCACCAACCACAUGGACGUGGCAGUCAUUGAUUGGAUGCAAUCGGCCCUCUCCGACCCCUCUCUCACCGUCGUUCUCGUCUCACACGACCGAUACUUUCUCGAGAGAAACCCACUUCCCCUUCUCCCGUCCCCUCCUCAGGAGCCCACCAACCACAUGGACGUGGCAGUCAUUGAUUGGAUGCAGUCCGCCCUCUCCGACCCCUCUCUCACCGUCGUUCUCGUCUCACACGACCGAUACUUUCUCGAGAGAAACCCACUUCCCCUUCUCCCGUCCCCUCCUCAGGAGCCCACCAACCACAUGGACGUGGCAGUCAUUGAUUGGAUGCAGUCCGCCCUCUCCGACCCCUCUCUCACCGUCGUUCUCGUCUCACACGACCGAUACUUUCUCGAGAGAAACCCACUUCCCCUUCUCCCGUCCCCUCCUCAGGAGCCCACCAACCACAUGGACGUGGCAGUCAUUGAUUGGAUGCAGUCCGCCCUCUCCGACCCCUCUCUCACCGUCGUUCUCGUCUCACACGACCGAUACUUUCUCGAGAGAAACCCACUUCCCCUUCUCCCGUCCCCUCCUCAGGAGCCCACCAACCACAUGGACGUGGCAGUCAUUGAUUGGAUGCAGUCCGCCCUCUCCGACCCCUCUCUCACCGUCGUUCUCGUCUCACACGACCGAUACUUUCUCGAGAGAAACCCACUUCCCCUUCUCCCGUCCCCUCCUCAGGAGCCCACCAACCACAUGGACGUGGCAGUCAUUGAUUGGAUGCAGUCCGCCCUCUCCGACCCCUCUCUCACCGUCGUUCUCGUCUCACACGACCGAUACUUUCUCGAGAGAAACCCACUUCCCCUUCUCCCGUCCCCUCCUCAGGAGCCCACCAACCACAUGGACGUGGCAGUCAUUGAUUGGAUGCAAUCGGCCCUCUCCGACCCCUCUCUCACCGUCGUUCUCGUCUCACACGACCGAUACUUUCUCGAGAGAAACCCACUUCCCCUUCUCCCGUCCCCUCCUCAGGAGCCCACCAACCACAUGGACGUGGCAGUCAUUGAUUGGAUGCAGUCCGCCCUCUCCGACCCCUCUCUCACCGUCGUUCUCGUCUCACACGACCGAUACUUUCUCGAGAGAAACCCACUUCCCCUUCUCCCGUCCCCUCCUCAGGAGCCCACCAACCACAUGGACGUGGCAGUCAUUGAUUGGAUGCAGUCCGCCCUCUCCGACCCCUCUCUCACCGUCGUUCUCGUCUCACACGACCGAUACUUUCUCGAGAGAAACCCACUUCCCCUUCUCCCGUCCCCUCCUCAGGAGCCCACCAACCACAUGGACGUGGCAGUCAUUGAUUGGAUGCAGUCCGCCCUCUCCGACCCCUCUCUCACCGUCGUUCUCGUCUCACACGACCGAUACUUUCUCGAGAGAAACCCACUUCCCCUUCUCCCGUCCCCUCCUCAGGAGCCCACCAACCACAUGGACGUGGCAGUCAUUGAUUGGAUGCAAUCGGCCCUCUCCGACCCCUCUCUAACCGUCGUUCUCGUCUCACACGACCGAUACUUUCUCGAGAGAAACCCACUUCCCCUUCUCCCGUCCCCUCCUCAGGAGCCCACCAACCACAUGGACGUGGCAGUCAUUGAUUGGAUGCAGUCCGCCCUCUCCGACCCCUCUCUCACCGUCGUUCUCGUCUCACACGACCGAUACUUUCUCGAGAGAAACCCACUUCCCCUUCUCCCGUCCCCUCCUCAGGAGCCCACCAACCACAUGGACGUGGCAGUCAUUGAUUGGAUGCAGUCCGCCCUCUCCGACCCCUCUCUCACCGUCGUUCUCGUCUCACACGACCGAUACUUUCUCGAGAGAAACCCACUUCCCCUUCUCCCGUCCCCUCCUCAGGAGCCCACCAACCACAUGGACGUGGCAGUCAUUGAUUGGAUGCAAUCGGCCCUCUCCGACCCCUCUCUAACCGCCGUUCUCGUCUCACACGACCGAUACUUUCUCGAGAGAAACCCACUUCCCCUUCUCCCGUCCCCUCCUCAGGAGCCCACCAACCACAUGGACGUGGCAGUCAUUGAUUGGAUGCAGUCCGCCCUCUCCGACCCCUCUCUAACCGUUGUCCUCGUAUCCCACGACCGAUACUUUCUAGACGCCGUCUGCACGCAAAUGCUCGAGAUAGACCGUGGGUACUCCUUUCGCCAUUCGGGCAACUACUCAAACUUUUUGGCUGCCCGGGCGAAGCGGGCAGCCGAAGAAGCCGCCGCGAUCGGCCGGGCAGCGAACACGCUGCGGCGGGAGGGGGAAUGGAUGCGGCGAAUGCCGAAAGCUAGAUCGACUAAGUCCCGGUCUAGAAUCGACCGGUUUUUGGCGCUUACUAAAGCGACGGCGGAGAAGAGGCAAAGGCAGCAGCAGGCGGCGGUGGGGAGUGUGGUGGAGAUGGGUAUGGGGGAGGCACGGCUGGGUGGGAAAGUGCUGGAGCUGAGGGAUGCGACGGCGAUGCGAGGAGAGAACACUGUGUUUGAAGGGUUCACGUACGAGUUUGGUCGUGGGGAUCGGCUGGGUGUGGUUGGGCGAAACGGGGCAGGGAAAACCACCUUCUUAGACGCAUUGGCUGGCCUCCUGCCUCUCCCCUCAGGCACAAGGGAGGUGGGGGAGACGGUGGUGAUGGGCUAUUACACACAGCACAUGCCCCCUGUGCCUGACAACAUGCGAGUACUUGACUUUGUUCAAAACUUCAACCCCACUGCUGCUGUUCUCGGCUCCUGGGGUUCCAUCCCUGCUGCUGCUGCCACUGCUGCUGCUGGUGCUGCUGCUGCUGCUGCUGGUGCUGGUGCUGGUUCGGCCGAGCCUGUUUCUGCUUCGGAGCUUCUGGAGCGGUUUGGGUUUCCGCGGGCGAAGCAAUACGCCUGGGCAUCCAAGUUGAGUGGAGGGGAGAAGCGACGGCUGCUGCUGGCGGCAGUGCUGGCGCAGAGACCCAAUUUCCUCAUGCUGGACGAACCCACCAACGACCUGGAUCUACAAACCAUUGAGGCUCUCGAGUCAUUCCUCUCGGCAUACGAGGGCUGUCUGCUCGUUGCCUCUCACGACCGUGCAUUCAUGGAUGCGGUGGUCGACCGCCAGUUUGUGCUGCAAGGGGACGGACAGGUGUUGCUCUAUGACGGGCUGUUCUCAGAAUACCUUGCUGACGCGCGGGAGCAAAAGGCGGAGAAGGAAAAGGAGGAGAAGGAGAGGGUUGCAGAGGAGGACAGGAGGAAAGAGGCUGAGGCUAAGAGUGUGGUUGAAGUGGAGAGGAAGCGGGAGGAGGGAGCGGGUUCGGGUGGGAAUAAGACGAAAGGAAAGUCGGCUCGAAAAAUGUCGUAUUUGGAGAGGAAGGAGUGGGAGCGGUUGGAGCAGGAGAUAGAGAAGUUGGAGAAGAAAAAAGUGGUUGUUGAGGCACAGCUUGAGGAGAAGAGCAAGGCGGGAGAUUUUGCGAUGCUGCAAGGAUUGUCCGAUGAGCUUGCUGCGCUGGGGCAGGCUAUAGAGGUGAAGUCAGAUAGGUGGCUUGAGUUGGCAGAGCUAGCUGAGUAG